AUGGAGAAGUCUCAAAAGAGUGUGAAGAUUGCUCCUGUGUGUGCAGCAAAUGAAAUCCGAGGUGAUGUAACCAUAGGACCUAGGACAGUGAUCCACUCUAAAGCACCAAUUAUUGCAGAAGCUGGGCGGAUGGUGAUUGCUGAAGUUAGCCUCAUAGAAAAACAGGUGCUUAUCGUAAAUGCUCACCCUGAUAAUAUCACCCCUGAGGCUGAAAAUCCAGAACUGAAACCUAUGAUCAUUGGCACCAAUAGUAUGUUUCAAGUUGGCUGUUAUUCCCAAGCCAUGAAAAUAGGAGAUAAUAAUGUUAUCAAAUCAAAAGCAUAUGUGGGCACAAACGUAAUAUUGACAAGUGGUUGCAUCAUUGGGGCUUGCUGCAACCUGAAUACAUUUGAAGUCAUCCCUGAGAAUACAGUGAUCUAUGGGCAGACUGAGCGACCACAGCCUGAUACACAGCUGAAUUUCAUGACGAAAAUCUUGCCAAACUACCACCACCUAAAGAAGACUAUGAAAGGAAGCUCAACUCCAAUUAAAAACUAG
Ailuropoda melanoleuca (giant panda) is the source of this 537-nucleotide messenger RNA. RefSeq names its product dynactin subunit 6-like. NCBI's taxonomy places the organism in Eukaryota, Metazoa, Chordata, Mammalia, Carnivora, Ursidae. Gene Ontology annotation, cellular component: dynactin complex. Gene Ontology annotation, biological process: mitotic spindle organization. Gene Ontology annotation, molecular function: dynein complex binding. The record is from RefSeq and is a predicted model, not a curated record.